UUCACUUUUUUAAAAUAAACCUCUGCCCCCCUCUCUCUCCCUGUCAAUGCCCAUAAACACAGUCAAGUACACAAUCCCGUGUCUGUUCUUUGUCCCUGUAGUCUCACGACAAUGGAGGAAAGAGUAUCCGAAGAAUCAGCACCGUCGAUGAAAGUCUCUUGGGAUUGGUGCUGAUGAUCAAGAUGACAGACACGUGUUCCCUACGGAGACUAAGUUGCAUGAGCUUACACAACAAGCUUUGAUAUUCAAGUACAUAUAUAGUAGCUGGUCUUCCUGUGCCUCUUGACCUUGCAGUUCCCAUUUGGCAUAGUGUUGCUAGUAGCUCUCUCUGUUCUUUUAGUGGUGGUGAUCUUUAUCGGCAAUUCCCAAGCUGUAAGUCUAUCUUUUUUCUGUUAUUGUCACGUCGCUAAUUUCUUGGCUGAGGCUUGCUUUAGUUUCUUGAUUUUUCCUGGGGUUUGAGCUUCAAAAUAGGCUUUUUUUAAUUAGAUUGAUCCGUGUUUGUUUAAGCUCAUACUGCUUACAGACCUGGGGUUUUCUUGGUUUUAUGGUGUUCUUCUAUUAAAUUUGUUGCUGCGGGUUUAUAUUUAUUGGAGUGAUUUACAUGCGGGGCUCACGCUUUUCCAACAAUGCUGUCUGUAACUUGAAGUAGUUGAGAUUUAUCUUUGUGAUAAAACAUAUUGGGAUUUGUUGUUACUCUUAUGUAACACACCCUUUUGGGGACUCCUGCUUGUUCGAAAAAUGAUCUGUGGCUGGCGUGAAACUUGAGUUUUAUGUUUGUUUAAGGUUAGUUUGUUAUAAAUUUAAAUGAAUUCGACCUCCCGUGUUAAUUUGCUUUCUUAUGUCUGUUGCGGGACUAAGUCCUCAGGGAUUUGAUUGUAGACAAAUGAUGGAUACAGAACCUGGGAGGUGUAGAAGAACUGUUGGGAAGAAAUGGGGUAUUUUUUUCCCUAGAUUAGCACAGUACGAAAAACUAUUUCCCGAACUAGUAUAGCUGAAAAAAAUAAUUCGUAAACUGACACAGUAGUUGAUACGCCCACCUAGUAUAUGUAUAACUAGGUCCCGACAAAAUUUUUGAAAGUAAAUUUAUUGAUGGAUUUAUGAUUUGUAUAUGUUAUGGUUUGUUUUAGAUUUUGUAAAAUUAUAUUUGUUUGUAAAUUGUUAAAAUUUAUGUUGAAUUACCGAUUUAGGUGUUUUGUGAUAAAAGAAAUAAUGGUUUAUUUAACGGGUUUUUUUUAUAUCUUGUUAAUUUUAUUAUCUAGUUGUAAUUUCCGGUAAAUGUGUAUAAAUUUACAUUUAUGUAGAUAAUUGAUAAUGAAUUAAAAUAAGUAUUAAAAUAGAUUGAAUAAGUUUGAGUUAAACUAAUAUUUUUGCAAAUUUAUUUACUUAACAUAGUUAAUUAAUACAUCUUGUCGUUAUAAUUUUAUAGAGGUUCAAUAGAAGUUAUGGAUGAUCGUUCAUGGAUGUAUCGACACUCACCCCAAGGAUUGCGGAGGAUGGAUUAUUGUAACGGGGUUCAGAGUUUUAUUAAUUUUGCAACAUCUAUUCCGAGAAAUUUUACUGAUGGUGGUAUUAGAUGUCCAUGUAGGAAGUGUAAAAAUUUAAAGUUUCUGCAUCAAGAUGUUGUAACAAUGCAUCUUCUAACUAAAGGGUUCAUGGAGGAUUACAUGUGUUGGUAUGCACACGGAGAACUAUUUGUUCCUCACGAGACCAUGGUAGAAAGGACAAGUGAGUCAACUUCUAGUGCUAGCAACAUGCAUGUAGUUGUAGAUGACAAUAAUAAUCCUUAUAAAAAUAUGACUAUGGAUACGAUGAGAAUGAAUCAAGGUCAUGCGAAGCAAAUGGCUACGACUCUUGAACAAGAGCCAAGUCCAAUGGAGCUUUUUGUGGAAACACAUGUGCGGAGUGAUGACCGUCAAAAAAGGGUGCAGCGGCUCGUCAACAACCGAGCUCAACACUUUGUGGGGACAUAUAACAACAGGUUGAAUGAUAGAUAUGAGGACGAUCUUUCGACCCAGCCAGAUUCGGAUCCAGAUUUGUGGUUAAAGGCAGGAUCGUCCGGUGGACCCCAUAGAAAUUGAGUAUACAAACUCUCUAAUACCACGACCAAGAACUUGCGGAUGACCCGUGGUGUUUCAACCGUUUGGUGCUCGCAAUUGGUCCCGAGCACUCAGUCUUCGAAGUUCACAGCCUUGUUAGAUCGAGGAGUGAAAGAAUGUCUGGUCCAUCUCAAUAAAAAACAUGAACAACUCUCUGCGAAUUUAAAGAACUUCGCCAAAUAGUUAUGGAUAUGAGAUCACAUAUGAGUGAUACAUGUGCACCCUCUUAUUGGCCUCAUAGUCUUAGGGAUGACCAACCUCCUCCUCCUCCUCCAGCGUCACCUCUAUUAUAGUUUCAUUGUAUUUGAAUGUUUUUUUUAUUAAGACAAUUAAUUUUUAAAUUUUAUAUUAACUAAUUUUUUUUAAUUA
This is a messenger RNA of Populus trichocarpa (black cottonwood), 2465 nucleotides long. RefSeq lists its product as uncharacterized. The record is from RefSeq and is a predicted model, not a curated record. NCBI's taxonomy places the organism in Eukaryota, Viridiplantae, Streptophyta, Magnoliopsida, Malpighiales, Salicaceae. The transcript is spliced from 3 exons. The coding region runs from base 1443 to 2078 and encodes 211 amino acids.